AUGUGGUGGCCGGUGGUGGCGCAUGGCGGCAACCACCACCACACGGUGCUGGCGGUGGCUCUUUCUAGAAGGCAGGUGACGAAACGGCAACAGCAAGCGGCGGUGAUGACUCGAUACAAUCAAAAGGAGCGAAAGGAUGGAGGAAUAGGUCACGGUUUAGCCUUACUGGGGGUCUUCCAUUUGUUCACAGCUCCUACCGUAAGUCUCAGCAACCAGCCGACUGUUCUCAACGUCACUAGCAGUAGUAGGGAUGUAACAGUAGCAUACUUUGUCAAGGCAACAGGCGGAAAUGGCGACGGUCGGAAUCGGAGAGGCAUUGGCUCCUUAACAGAUGGUGAAAGGCAGUGGAAGAAUGGUCGUGGCUAUCGACAUGAAAGUAGAAAAACGAAGAGCAACACAAGGAGGCGGUUGCAGCAACAUCGGCCUAACGCCCGACGACGGCGUUUCUGGUGGUUCCACGAUUCCCACACAAUGACAGCACCUACUCGGUGCUCCUUAGACCGGCCACCAUGGUCUUCGACGUCCGACGGUUGGCUUAAGGGGAUUCACGGUGGUAGAGGAAGGAUAGAGGCACCGGAGGUGUUAACGUAA
Molecule: messenger RNA, 591 nt
Organism: Lactuca saligna
Lineage: Eukaryota; Viridiplantae; Streptophyta; Magnoliopsida; Asterales; Asteraceae
Source: the annotation of a GenBank genome assembly